Vicia faba (fava bean) is the source of this 513-nucleotide messenger RNA. NCBI's taxonomy places the organism in Eukaryota, Viridiplantae, Streptophyta, Magnoliopsida, Fabales, Fabaceae. The record is from the annotation of a GenBank genome assembly.
AUGGCUGAAAAUAUGAAAGUUAAGUAUGAUAAAUAUUGGGGUGAUGUUGAAAAAAUGAAUAAGCUGAUAUUUCUUGUUGUUGUGCUUGAUCCUCGACAUAAGAUGCAGUUUGUUAGGAAUUUCCUUGGUAAAGGUCAAUAUGAAAACCCUACACAUUCCUCUCAUGAUGUGGAUUCGGUAGAACUCAAAGCACCCGAGGAUGCAUUUUCUUUGGAGGUGAAUUCCAACAAGUACCAUAUUCUUGGUCAAAGGGCUAGAGAUGUAUUGGCCAUGCUUGUGUCUAUUGUAGCUUCGAAAUUUGCUUUCUCUACUGGAGGUAGAGUGCUUACUUGUUAUAGAAGCUCUCUUACGCCAAAAACAAUUGAAACUUUAAUUUGUACACAAAAUUGGUGUAAAUCUUCCCUGGUAUCAAUCGAUAUUGAAGAGCUUGUGGAUGAGUUAGAAAAUCUGGAAUCAGAACUUGCUCCAAUCCCACAAUUGAAUGAAGGUGUAUCUGAUAUAGAUUCUGAUUAG